Peniophora sp. CBMAI 1063 is the source of this 534-nucleotide messenger RNA. The record is from the annotation of a GenBank genome assembly. Lineage: Eukaryota; Fungi; Basidiomycota; Agaricomycetes; Russulales; Peniophoraceae.
AUGCCUCUGGACCGCGCAAACCCUCCGCCCGGUGCACUCCCACUACUCGUCACCCAAUAUGCUAUCACGGGGCACCCGCGGCGGAGCGAGCAUUGGGCCUUCGUCAUCGCCCGCAGCGCCCGGGAGGGCGAUCUGCACGAAUUACGGGGCAAUAAAGACAGCUUCACGUACGUUGUCGAGCGGAACGCCAGGUUCGCAGCAGCCAUCGCGAUCCGCGGAGGGGUCCAUGUCGGCUGGGUGCAGCCAACGCCCGCGGGGCUUAAGCACUUCAUUGGCGUCUUGCAAACGGAAGUCCCAGUCAUACACUGCGACCCGUUGUGGGACAGUCAGAACUGGACGAUCGAGGCGUUGCGGGCACUCAAGGAUGCAGGCUUCGUCUUCCGCAACGUCUCCGAGUCCAGCUUACGCAAGGAGAUGCGCGACGAGCGGGAGCGAUGGGAAUGCGCCGACGAUGUCGUAUACGAGCGCCUGUUCGCUGACGGCGAGUUGUGCACGAGCCCAAUCAGUCCGACGAGCACGACGUUCCAGCAUUGA